Messenger RNA from Entrophospora candida, 377 nucleotides. The record is from the annotation of a GenBank genome assembly. Lineage: Eukaryota; Fungi; Glomeromycota; Glomeromycetes; Entrophosporales; Entrophosporaceae.
GAAAUGAAAGAUUUCCUGGAAAAUAUGAUGCAAGUUGUAAAUAUUGUAAUGACAGAAGUUCACGUGGAAGUCCUCAAUUAAUGGAAGAACAUUUAGCUAAUAAUUGUGCAAAUGUGCCUGUUGAAGCCAAGAAAAUUUAUCUGGAAAUCGUAUUGAAUAGACAUCAUCUAGAACAGGAAUUCAAUUAUUACGGAAAAGAUUUAUCAGAAAAAGAAGUCACAUCUAAAUGUAUUUUAUCAUCAAUGAACUUGGGUGAAGGUUUUGAAGAUGAAAAUGAUUUUUUAACUGAUUAUGAUGAAUAUGAAAAUACCGAUUUGGAUGAUGAUGAUUUAAACAUUGAAUUGGAUGACAAUGUUACUACUUUAAAAAUUGAAUAA